This is a messenger RNA of Neogale vison (American mink), 3709 nucleotides long. RefSeq names its product major facilitator superfamily domain containing 4A (gene SLC60A1). The record is from RefSeq and is a predicted model, not a curated record. Lineage: Eukaryota; Metazoa; Chordata; Mammalia; Carnivora; Mustelidae. The transcript is spliced from 10 exons. Gene Ontology annotation, biological process: transmembrane transport. Bases 1 to 1545 code for a protein of 514 amino acids.
AUGGGCUGCGACGGCCGCGUGUCCGGGCUGCUCCGCCGCAACCUGCAACCCACGCUCACCUACUGGAGCGUCUUCUUCAGCUUCGGCCUGUGCAUCGCCUUCCUGGGGCCCACGCUGCUGGACCUGCGCUGCCAGACGCACAGCUCGCUGCCCCAGAUCUCCUGGGUCUUCUUCUCGCAGCAGCUCUGCCUCCUGCUGGGCAGCGCCCUCGGGGGCGUCUUCAAGAGGACCCUGGCCCAGUCGUUAUGGGCCCUCUUCACGUCCACGCUGGCCAUCUCGCUGGUGUUUGCCAUCAUCCCCUUAUGCCGAGACGUGCAGGUGCUGGCCUCAGUCAUGGCGCUGGCGGGCCUGGCCAUGGGCUGCAUCGACACCGUGGCCAACAUGCAGCUGGUAAGGAUCUACCAGAAGGACUCAGCCGUCUUCCUCCAGGUUCUCCAUUUCUUUGUGGGCUUCGGUGCUCUGCUGAGCCCCCUGAUUGCCGACCCCUUCCUGUCUGAGGCCAACUGCUUGCCUGCCAACGGCACAGCCAACAGCACCUCCGGCAGUCACCUGUUCCACGCGUCCAGGGUCCUGGGCCAGCACCAUCCCGAGGUGUGGCGUUUGUCCAACCAGUCACUCUCCAAGCUGCCUCUGCAGGACAGAGCCGGGACCCGCGUGUCCUACGCCUUCUGGAUCAUGGCCCUGAUCAAUCUCCCGGUGCCCUUGGCCGUGCUGUUUCUGCUGUCCAAAGAGCGGCUGCUGGCCUGCUGCCCCCAGAGGAGACCCCUGCUCCUGUCUGCCGACGAGCUGGCGCUGGAGACGCAGCCUCCUGAGAAGGAAGAUGCCUCUUCCCUGUCCUCCAAGUUUCAGCCACACCCAGGCCACGAGGACCUGUUCAGCUGCUGCCAGAGGAAGAAUUUCAAAGGAGCCCCUUAUUCCUUCUUCGCCAUCCACAUCACAGCGGCCCUGGUCCUGUUCAUGACCGACGGGAUGACGGGCGAGUAUUCAGCCUUCGUGUACAGCUAUGCAGUGGAGAAGCCGCUCUCUGUGGGGCACAAGGUGGCUGGUUACCUCCCCAGCCUCUUCUGGGGCUUCAUCACCCUGGGGCGGCUCAUCUCCAUUCCCAUCUCUUCCAAACUGAAGCCAGUCACCAUGGUUUUCAUCAAUGUGGUCGGCGUGGUGAUGACGUUCCUGGUGCUUCUCGUGUUCUCCUACAACGUCGCCUUCCUGUUCGUGGGGACAGCCAGCCUGGGCCUGUUCCUCAGCAGCACGUUCCCCAGCAUGCUGGCCUACACGGAGGACAUUCUGCAGUACAAAGGCUGUGCGACCACGGUGCUGGUGACGGGGGCCGGAAUUGGCGAGAUGGUUCUCCAGAUGCUGGUUGGCUCGAUAUUCCAAGCUCAGGGCAGCCAUAGUUUCCUGGUCUGCGGCGUGAUCUUUGGUUGUCUGGCUUUCACCUUCUAUAUCUUGCUCCUGUUUUUCCACAGGAUGCAUCCUGAACUCUCAUCAGUUCCUACCCAGGACAAAGCCCUAGGGAUGGAAAGCUCAGAGUGCUACCAGAGGUAAAGCUGGGUGAAGGGGCCGGGCGGAGACCGCCAGGCCCUUGGGCGCCAGCACAGACCGAAGUGUUCCAGACAGCGGGGGGAGGCCGUGGGGGCCAUCUCCCCAUGCCUUGGCUGGGAUCUUCUCCAGUAAUCCUUGGUUGGGUAGAAGAGAUUAAAUUGACUUCUGGUACCUGGAUCCUCCUGGGGCAAAUCAUUAGAAGUUUAUGGGAUGGAUAUUCAAGUUCCCUUCCUCUUCCCUGGUUUGGACCUUUAGUCAGAGCUGUCCAGGACACCCAGACGGGAAGGAGGAAGACAGCCACACACUUCACUCCAUUGGUCUCCUCUUGCAUGGACCAUGCCCCGCCUGGGUUUGAAGAUCACUUUUAGGUGAAGUUUGGAAGGAUAAGUUGAAAUUGUGAAGUUCAAAGAUCAUGGCUAGAUGUAAAUAUAUUUUAAAGUGGUCGAAAACAAACCCCAAGCUCUUCCCUGGCAUGCUCAAAGGGUGUAUGUGCUUUUUUGUUUUUGAGAGUCCGAAGUCCCUCAGAUUCUGGUUGCUGCAAUCAGUAGUUCAUUUAACAUCUAAAACAUCGUAAGGAAAAGUUAGAUCUUGCUAUCUUUGGGACACUAAUUCAGUGGUAUGCUGGGCUAGCUCCGACUUGCCUUGUUAAAAUUUCAUUUCGAGAGCUGGUUGUUACACACAGCCAUUAUUCAAAAUGAAAUUACAGAAACUUACAACUAAUUACAUUAAAAACAAAGGUCAUAACCACUCAAAACUCAUCACUUCCUUGAGGGGUUUUUUUUGUUUUGUUUUGUUUUUUAAUCUGUCUUGCAUCUGUAUAUUGGAAAGGUGUGCUUCUGAGCAUCUCUUUCCGACAGCACUUUCAGGGAUCACGUGUUUGGUGGCUAGAGAUCGGCCACGUGGGAAUAUUCUUCCCACAGAAACUGGUAAAGGCUAUGAUCCUGGCUCUUCUUCUGCGCCCUCUCCUGCCCCCCACGAGCCCACUGUUAAACAUCCACCAGCAUACCACUGCUAACAACCAAUGCUAACGGCCCGGAAGUUUCCGGGAGAAUGGGAUGAAGAGUCUGUUUUUCUGGACUGCACUUCUAGAAGGUGGAAAAACAGCACCAGAACUUCUAAUUUUAAAACUAAUUUUAACUUUCCAUCGUUCAUAGAGGGAAAAAAAGCUCUUUAUACCGUGUCAGCUUGUUUCCUUUAACAAAAAGCCAGGACUGUGGAGCCAUUCAAAGGGUGCGGCACACCGGAGGAGACCUCCUGCCCUGAGUGAGUCCCCUAGUAAUGCAGAGGGUGUCCCCAGCCCGCCACUGGGAAAGGGCUGAGCGCGCCGAGGCAGCCAUAGGUAGUGAGACGCUGUCGCAGCAAGUGUGCAUUCGUUUACCUGCAGGUUCUCUGUGUCGGUACAGAUGUACGGGCAUGAACGGGGAGAGUGCAUCGAGGUUCUCAGCAGCAGGUGUAGGCAGUGCGCCCCACACGGACAGGUGUCUCCCAGAUCUGUAGCAUCUGUCCUGUGAGCCAGCCCCCCUGGCACCCUGUGUGCUGGUGGGACUCCAGGGGGAACCAGCCUGGUGGGGGCGUCCGCCUCCCCCUUCAGCUGCGUACGUGACCCUGGGCACACAGAUUACGGACGCUCUUCCUGCCUGGCUUUUUUUUUUUUCUUUUCUUUUUUUUUUUUUUUUAAAUCUAAGUGACAUUUCUAAAAGCACGUACCCUACCUCAAAGGACUUCUGUAAGAAAGUGACUUUGUUUGAAGCAACGAUUAUAUGGCUGACAGAGAAACCGCUUCAUCAACAUUAGCAAUUUUUAUUCUUAAAACCUCCUCGUUAGCAGCUUCAGAAUUGUUCCUAGGGAUGGCACUUAUUUAUUGUAAGUCAGAUCCAAAUUCGUUUUGAAAGCUGAGGGUCUAGGGGUGCUGUGUUAAGAAGAUCUCUAAAUACUUUGCUGGCUGCCAGACUUAAAUUUGCACUCAAACUGGAGGGAUCACUGACCUGGACACAAAAGAAAGCAGUUAUAUUUUUCUUGUGGUUUUUCAAAAACAGUAUCCUUUUGAUACAGGUUUAGAAGAAUCACUGGCUUUAUCUAAGGUGUCAUGAUUAAUUUAAGGAUAUAGAAAACAAGAUUGAAACAAAUCUAAGUGUACCUUUCCUGAAAUAAAAUAUUUUAAAUUUAA